AUGACUGAUGACCCUGCAUCAAUACUUACUCCCCACCUUCCAAUUUCUGCCAUGGAUGAACACUAUGACAUAAAUGCAGCUAAAACAUCUCUGGAACAAAUGUCCAAAGAACGCAUGCCAAACCAUCUUCAGCUCUGCAAGUUUGACAUGGAGGAGGGGCUGCAUCGUUUUGUACAGCCUACAUAUACUGAAUAUCCUCGAUGCUGGAAGCUGACUUACUUGGACAACAAUGGUGGAAUUGAAGAAGUUGUCUUGCAAGUCCAGGGCAUUAUAACUGGCAGCACCAUGCCUCCUAUUAAGUGGCCAUUCAAGAUUGAACCCUGUCAGCGGGCAUACUUCUGCCAGUCAGCAGCCUUGACAGGUUUUGGAUCGGAAUCCUUUGCUGAUGCAAUAAGAUGCAUUGAAGAAAUCCAUAAUAUUUUUGCUCGCCAUUUUCCUGAAGAAUCUCUUGAACUGUGGAAUGCUUCAAGCAGUGCUGGGUAUCUUACUAUCGAUAUGGCAAACCGCUACUUCACUCCUCGCUCUCAGGCAUCUCCAGACCAAAUCAUCUCCUCUUUUGCCAUUGAUCCUGAUGGCAUUCUUGCAGCAUGCACUACUGAUGGAACUCUGGUCCACACCAAAGAUAAUUCUGUGGAGUAUUAUGAGCACUAUCAGGAGGGUGAAAAACAACAAUACGAGGCCAUUGAUCCAAUCAAGUUUCGCAUAGGAGAUAUAGCAGAGGCUCAAGUAUCCUUCAUAGUCAUUCAUUUAAAGGAGCAGAAGUACAAGAUGCUCAUAGUUAUGCAGGCAUUGACCUUGCUUGAUAGCUCACCACUCCGGGUCCACACGAACAGAAGGAGCACCGUCAACAUGCGGGAUGUUGCAAGGGCAACGCGAAAGCGAAACCCCCUGUGCCGCCCACCCCUCAUGACCGGCCCUGCCCCCAUAAGGGUCGCUGUGUCAAUUGACACAAGGACCACGCCGCCAACUCAGCGUCAUGUACGUGAGCACGCUGCUCGCCGCCAACUUACUAACACCCCGGGUGUCGGAUAA
Molecule: messenger RNA, 1032 nt
Organism: Cyclocybe aegerita
Lineage: Eukaryota; Fungi; Basidiomycota; Agaricomycetes; Agaricales; Hemipholiotaceae
Source: the annotation of a GenBank genome assembly